Messenger RNA from Hevea brasiliensis (rubber tree), 5371 nucleotides. Its product is annotated as ABC transporter C family member 4. The record is from RefSeq and is a predicted model, not a curated record. Gene Ontology annotation, molecular function: ABC-type transporter activity; ATP binding; ATP hydrolysis activity. NCBI's taxonomy places the organism in Eukaryota, Viridiplantae, Streptophyta, Magnoliopsida, Malpighiales, Euphorbiaceae. Gene Ontology annotation, biological process: transmembrane transport. Gene Ontology annotation, cellular component: plant-type vacuole; vacuolar membrane.
AUGUGUUUUGCCUUAAAAUUAAACAAAUACAUUUGCAGUGACAAUGACGAGACCAUAAAGCCAAUCGGGCGUAGCCUCUAGAAGACGAAGAAUAGUCGCUGGUGCACAGUGAUUGGAGAGUGGUUAACACGCUAAACUGUAGGGAGUUGAUAAAUGAUCUGCGAUAAGCCGAUUACUGAUUAACAAGCUGCCGAGUGCAUCAGUACAGAAAUCGAAGAAAAUGGAGCAAAAUUGUAAAUAAGACAAUUCAAAAUUUCCUUCUCUAUCUUUCUGCCAAUAUUGCUCUCUGCAGCAUCUCUACAUGUUUCUGAGGCGAUUACCGUUUUGCUUUUCUCCAUAUCUCUGCAAGCGACAGAGACGCUGACUCUCUUCCAAGGACUCUCACCUCUUUUAUAUGCUUAUAUACAAAAUAAUAGACACCAUCUAGCAGCAAACCCUUUCAUUAUGCGGCACCUCCGUGCAGCAAGAGCAAGAGCAAGGAGAUUGAUCAGAACCCAACAGUAUUGAUUUUCUCGUCUAGUUAAGGGCUUAAGGAAGUUAAAGCAUGUCUUCUCCACCAUGGAUUACCUCCCUCUCUUGCUCAAGCUCUAUUGUUCAAUGUUCUGGGGACACAUCCCUUUCAUUGAUAUUUCAAUGGUUGAGGUUCAUAUUCCUCUCUCCUUGUCCUCAGAGAGCUCUACUAUCUUCUGCUGAUCUUUUGUUCCUGCUUGUUCUCCUUGUGUUUGCGGUUCAGAAGCUCUUUUCUAGAUUCACCUCCAGCUCCAUCUCUGAAAUCAACAAGCCCCUUAUUGGAAACAACAGAGCUCAUAUUACAACUAACAUCUGGUUUAAGCUCUCUUUGAUUGCAACAGUUCUCUUGGCUUUUGUUUACACUGUUAUCUGCAUUCUAGCAUUCAGUGGAAGCAAACAAUUUCCAUGGAAGGUAGUUGAUGGGCUGUUUUGGUUAGUCCAAGCAAUAACUCAUGCAGUGAUUGCAAUCCUGAUCAUCCAUGAGAAGAGAUUUCAAGCUGUUACCCACCCACGUUCUCUUCGAAUUUAUUGGGUUGCAAGUUUCAUCGUCAUUACUUUGUUUAUGUCAUCUGGGAUCAUUCGUUUGGUUGCUCAAGAGAACAACCUUAUAGCGGAUGAUGUAGUUUCUAUAGUUUCUUUUCCUUUAUAUCUUGUUAUUCUUUCUGUGGCCAUUGGAGGAUCAACAGGGAUUACAGUAAACAGAAGAUCUGAACCAGUGAUAGACGAUGAUGAAACCAAAUUACAUGAACCUCUUUUGGGUAAAUCCGACGUAAGUGCCUUCGCUUCAGCUUCGCAUAUAUCUAAGGCCUUUUGGCUUUGGAUGAAUCCCCUGCUGAGUAAAGGCUACAAAUCUACUCUCAAGUUAGACGACGUACCAACUCUUUCACCCGAGCACAGUGCAGAGAAAAUGUCUCAGCUUUUUGCUUCCAAUUGGCCUAAAUCGCAUGAAGAAUCUAAGCACCCUAUCAGGACCACAUUGUUGAGGUGCUUUUGGAAGGAAAUUGCUUUUACCGCUUUCGUUGCAGUUGUGCGGCUCUGUGUCAUGUAUGUUGGGCCUAUUCUCAUCCAAAGUUUUGUGGAUUUUACUGCCGGGAAAAGAAGCUCCCCCUAUGAAGGAUACUACCUUGUCCUGACUCUCCUUGCUGCGAAAUUUGUUGAGGUUUUAAGUCUCCACCAAUUUAACUUCAACUCUCAGAAACUGGGAAUGCUUAUAAGGUCUACUCUCAUCACUUCUUUGUACAAGAAGGGCCUGAGAUUAUCCUGUUCUGCUCGUCAAGCUCAUGGGGUUGGACAGAUUGUGAAUUACAUGGCUGUUGAUGCCCAACAACUCUCCGAUAUGAUGUUACAGCUACACUCUAUAUGGCUGAUGCCAUUGCAAGUUGGUGUUGCUUUAGUGCUCUUGUACAAUGCACUUGGGGUUUCUGUGAUCGCUGCAUUGAUUGGAAUAAUUGGCGUUAUUGUGUUCAUCGUGUUUGGCACUCGAAGAAACAAUGGAUUCCAAUUCAAUUUGAUGAUAAAUCGUGAUUCAAGAAUGAAAGCAACAAAUGAGAUGCUUAAUUACAUGCGUGUUAUCAAGUUCCAAGCAUGGGAAGAACACUUCAACAAACGAAUCCAAAAUUUCAGAGAAUCAGAAUAUGGAUGGCUUUCUAAGUUUAUGUACUCAAUUUCAGGCAACAUUAUUGUGAUGUGGUGCACUCCGUUGGUGAUAUCAACCGUUACAUUUGGUGUUGCUCUUCUGUUGGGAGUGCCACUUGAUGCUGGGACAGUAUUCACAACAACAUCUAUCUUUAAAAUCUUGCAGGAGCCUAUCAGGACCUUCCCACAAUCUAUGAUUUCACUUUCUCAGGCGAUGAUAUCUCUUGAAAGGUUGGAUCGUUACAUGCUCAGUAAGGAAUUGGUGGAGCAGUCGGUGGAAAGAGUGGAGGGUUGUGAUGGUAUAAUUGCCGUGGAGGUUAAAGAUGGUGCUUUUAAUUGGGAUGAUGAAAGUGAAGAUCAAGUUUUGAAAAAUAUAAAUUUCAAAAUCAAGAAAGGGGAACUUACUUCUGUUGUUGGGACUGUUGGAUCCGGGAAGUCCUCUCUCCUUGCCUCAGUUCUUGGUGAGAUGCACAAAAUAUCAGGAAAGGUCAGGGUUUGUGGAACAACAGCCUAUGUUGCUCAAACCUCGUGGAUUCAAAAUGGAACCAUUCAAGAGAACAUCUUAUUUGGUUUGCCAAUGGACAAGGAAAAAUACAAUGAAGUCAUAAGGGUUUGUUGCUUGGAGAAAGACUUGGAAAUGAUGGAUUAUGGAGAUCAGACUGAGAUUGGAGAGCGUGGCAUCAACCUCAGCGGUGGGCAGAAACAGCGGAUACAACUUGCCAGGGCUGUUUAUCAGGAUUGUGAUAUCUAUCUUCUUGAUGAUGUUUUUAGUGCUGUUGAUGCACAUACCGGAUCUGAUAUAUUCAAGGAAUGUGUGAGAGGAGCACUGAAAGGCAAGACUAUCUUACUUGUAACACACCAAGUUGACUUCUUGCAUAAUGUUGAUCUUAUCAUGGUCAUGCGUGAUGGAGUGAUAGUACAGUCGGGAAAGUACAACGAUCUAAUGGAGUCUGGCAUGGAUUUUGGAGCACUAGUUGCUGCCCAUGAAACUGCUAUGGGACUUGUAGAAGAAGCUGGAGCCACAAUACCUGGUGAAAAUUCUCCCAAGCCACCAAAGUCUCCUCAUGCCCCCUCCAACGUUGAGGAAGCCAAUGGUGAAAACAAAUAUCUAGAUCAACACAAGUCAGUCAAGGGAACCUCAAAGCUCAUUGAAGAAGAAGAAAGAGAAACUGGUAAAGUGGGCCUGCAUGUGUAUAAACAAUACUGCACUGCAGCUUUUGGAUGGUGGGGUGUUAUAGCGGCAUUGUUAUUGUCAAUAAUAUGGCAAGUAUCUCUAAUGGCUGGUGAUUAUUGGUUGGCAUAUGAAACUCGUAAGAACGGUCCAUUGCUUUUUACCCUUCUAUGUUCAUUACUGUCUAUGCAAUUAUUGCGGUUAUUUCGGGUGCUGUUAACGAUGAGAGCAUUUUUCAUUACAAUCAUGGGGCUUAAAGCUCAAAUUUUCUUUUGGGGUAUUCUUAAUGACAUCUUGCAUGCACCCAUGUCAUUCUUUGAUACCACACCUUCAGGACUUGUUUUGUUCUUUUCGGCAUCAUCCGACCAAUCCAAUGUGGAUUUUUUCAUUCCCUUCGUUUUGGGCCUUACAGUUGCCAUGUACAUCACACUGCUUAGCAUCUUCAGUAUUACAUGUCAUUAUGCCUGGCCAAGCGUUGUCUUAGUAAUUCCACUGGGUUGGCUGAACAUCUGGUACAGGGGAUAUUUCCUUGCAACAUCUCGAGAAUUAACUCGCCUUGACUCAAUCACCAAAGCUCCUAUUAUCCAUCACUUCUCUGAAAGCAUCUCAGGAGUUGUGACAAUUCGUUCUUUCAAUAAGCAGGAGAGAUUCUCUCAGGAAAAUGUUAACCGAGUUAAUGCCAACUUGCGUAUGGACUUUCAUAAUAAUGGAUCAAAUGAAUGGUUAGGUUUUCGUUUGGAACUGAUUGGGAGCUUUGUCCUCUGCAUGUCUGCUAUGUUCUUGAUUGUGUUACCUAGCAGUAUUAUAAGGCCAGAGAAUGUUGGUUUAUCUCUCUCCUAUGGGUUGUCCCUCAAUGGUGUGCUGUUCUGGGCCAUAUAUAUGAGUUGCUUUGUGGAAAAUAGAAUGGUUUCUGUUGAGAGAAUUAAGCAAUUCACAAAUAUUCCAUCCGAAGCAGCGUGGGAGAUAACAGACCGGGUUCCUCCUCCAAGCUGGCCUGCCCAUGGCAAUGUUGAUCUCAAAGAUUUGCAGGUUAAAUAUCGUCCGAACACUCCUUUGGUUCUCAAAGGUAUUACUCUCAGCAUUUAUGGAGGAGAGAAGAUUGGUGUUGUUGGACGUACAGGCAGUGGAAAAUCAACUUUGAUCCAAGUUUUCUUUAGGCUGGUGGAACCAACAGGAGGGAAAAUAAUCAUUGAUGGCGUAGACAUUUGCAGGUUAGGACUCCAUGAUCUUAGGUCUCGCUUUGGGAUAAUUCCUCAAGAACCUGUCCUUUUUGAAGGAACGGUGAGAAGUAACAUUGAUCCUAUCGGACAACAUACAGAUGAGGACAUUUGGAAGAGUCUCGAACGCUGCCAACUAAAGGAUGUUGUGGCUGCAAAACCUGAAAAACUUGAUGCUUCUGUGGUUGAAAAUGGUGACAAUUGGAGUGUGGGUCAAAGACAGCUUGUAUGCGGGAGAGUAAUGCUAAAGCGCAGUCGGCUGUUGUUUAUGGAUGAAGCAACUGCUUCAGUUGAUUCAAAAACUGAUGGUGUAAUUCAGAAGAUUAUCCGAGAGGACUUUGCAGCUUGCACAAUUAUCAGCAUUGCUCACAGAAUACCCACAGUCAUGGACUGUGACAGGGUUUUAGUUAUAGAUGCAGGAUGGGCAAAAGAAUUUGAUAAACCAUCUCAUUUACUUGAGAGGCCAUCACUCUUUGGAGCACUGGUUCAGGAGUAUGCCAACCGUUCAGCUGGAUUAUGAUGAACCAGGUUUUUUUUUUUUCCCUGCUGCUGCUAAUCUUGUGAAGAACACAACCUGAUUUGCUCAAGAUAUCAUUCCACUUAGCUUCAAAAGAAGAUCCUUCUCAUUUAAAUGUACCAGAAAAUUAUAUCUAAAUUUUCACUUCCCAUUAUACUUUGAUCGUAAUGUAAUGAUCAAAUCAUAGAAAACAUGAUUAGUGUUAUUGACAGUUAAUGCAAGUAAACGAUGUUAGCGUCUCUCAUCUUUGGAAGAACAUCAAUUAUCUAAUGUACCAGUUCCAAUGAUCAAUAUAUUAUUCUAGGACUGCGUCAUCUGGAA